This is a messenger RNA of Myxocyprinus asiaticus (Chinese sucker), 7366 nucleotides long. Its product is annotated as mothers against decapentaplegic homolog 3-like. Lineage: Eukaryota; Metazoa; Chordata; Actinopteri; Cypriniformes; Catostomidae. The transcript has 9 exons. Gene Ontology annotation, cellular component: heteromeric SMAD protein complex. Gene Ontology annotation, biological process: regulation of transcription by RNA polymerase II; BMP signaling pathway; SMAD protein signal transduction. Gene Ontology annotation, molecular function: I-SMAD binding; DNA-binding transcription factor activity, RNA polymerase II-specific; RNA polymerase II cis-regulatory region sequence-specific DNA binding. Bases 232 to 1515 code for a protein of 427 amino acids. The record is from RefSeq and is a predicted model, not a curated record.
AUGAGCUCGAGAGACAGACGGAGCUUAGCCGACUGAGUGCUGAACUUGAGACUGUGUCUCAGUCACGUCUCAAGUCCUUCUCACUUUCCCGUAUUUUGUUAUCGAGCUCUAAACAUUUUAAUUCUGAUUUACCAACCUUUGGGUUACACUGAAGAUAAAAGUGUCCCAAGUUUCUCUCCGAGUUGCGUGAGAGACUGCGCACGAGAGGAGGAACGUUCAACUGAAUCCAACAUGUCAAUUUUACCGUUCACUCCGCCGAUUGUGAAGAGGCUGCUGGGCUGGAAGAAGGGAGAGCAGAACGGACAGGAGGAGAAGUGGUGCGAAAAGGCCGUCAAGAGUCUGGUGAAGAAGCUGAAGAAGACGGGACAGCUGGACGAGCUGGAGAAAGCCAUCACAACUCAGAGUGUCAACACCAAGUGUAUCACUAUACCACGAUCACUAGAUGGUCGGUUGCAGGUAUCUCAUAGGAAAGGACUUCCUCAUGUGAUCUACUGUCGUCUAUGGCGCUGGCCUGACCUGCAGUCUCACCAUGAGCUCAGAGCGGUUGAACACUGUGAGUUUGCCUUCCACAUGAAAAAGGACGAGGUGUGUGUCAAUCCCUACCAUUACCAGCGCAUCGAGACACCAGUUCUUCCCCCAGUGCUGGUGCCUCGUCACACUGAAAUCCCCAGUGAGUUUCCUCCUCUGGAUGACUACAGUCACUCCAUCCCAGAAAACACAAUUUUCCCCGCAGGCAUCGAGCCCCAGAGCAACUACAUACCAGAGACGCCCCCUCCAGGCUAUAUCAGUGAAGAUGGAGAGACCAGCGAUCAUCAGAUGAAUCGCAGCAUGGACACAGGGUCUCCAAACCUGUCACCAAACCCUGUGUCUCCUGCCCACAAUAACUUGGAUCUACAGCCUGUGACAUACUGUGAACCAGCGUUCUGGUGCUCUAUUUCAUACUAUGAGCUGAACCAGAGAGUUGGUGAAACUUUCCAUGCCUCCCAGCCCUCUUUAACAGUAGAUGGAUUCACAGACCCAUCCAACUCUGAGCGCUUUUGCCUGGGCCUUCUGUCCAACGUCAACCGUAAUGCUGCUGUGGAGCUCACGCGCAGACACAUUGGCCGGGGUGUACGUUUGUACUACAUCGGGGGUGAAGUGUUUGCAGAGUGUCUGAGUGACAGCGCCAUUUUUGUUCAGAGCCCCAACUGUAACCAGCGUUACGGCUGGCACCCUGCCACUGUCUGCAAGAUUCCACCAGGCUGUAAUCUGAAGAUCUUUAAUAAUCAGGAGUUUGCAGCUCUGUUGGCCCAGUCUGUGAAUCAAGGCUUUGAGGCCGUGUACCAGCUCACCCGCAUGUGCACCAUUCGCAUGAGCUUCGUGAAGGGCUGGGGAGCCGAGUACAGCAGCAGACAGCUCUAUAGGAUCAUGGCAGGGCAUGACAGUCUGUUCCGCCCAGUCUGGCAUGCUCUGGUGAAGGGCUCUGAUGUAGCAAGACAACCUGCUGUCCACCAGCUUAGCGUGUCAGUCGUAUAAACUGUUAGGUCUGCACUGGCAAAUCAUGCCACACCAAGCAAACUCACACAUGCUGUACUUGGAGAAGUGUCAAAGAUUCUUGGUCUAUCUUUCUCCCCCCUCUUGCUCUUGUGAGUAACUUCAUUGUUUCAUUGUUGAGCCAAGGCCCUAAUCAGAAGCAGUUGUGGGUUUUAACCAAGAACAUCCACAGGGAACGCAUGAGAAGAGCGAGUGGGAAAGAGUGAGACUGGUGUGAGAGAGAAUUGGACUGUGGUUUCCACACAGCUUGGCCUGUGGAGACAGUCUGAGCAAAGUCAGGUUUCAGCAGACACCCACUCCCUUUCUCUCACGCCCCUCCACCUCUCUCCACCUCCAGCUCCCCCUCUUUAAGCGGUUAAACUCUUCCUGGUGCCAUUUAAAAAUGCCACAUUUGAGCUGUUUAUUUUGGCUGUACACUUUAUUUUUACCCCAUUAGACAUUUUCAUUAAGUCAGCAAACAUCAUAACGUAGGACAGCACAGUGCCAGUGUCUUGAGCUCAACGUCAUAUAUUCUUUCAAUUUGUCUGUCACCUGAUCUGCCCCAGAUUCCUUGGUCGAUAACUACAGUGCAUUCAGAAAGUAUUUAGACCCCUUCAUUUUUUCACAUUUUGUUAUGUUGCAUCCUUAUGGUAAAAUGCUUUAAAUUAUUUGUUUUUUCACAUCAAUCUACACUCCAUAUCCCAUAAUUACAAAGCAAAAACCAGAUUUUUGAUAGCUUUGCAAAUUUAUUAAAAUUAAAAAACUGAUAUCACAUUGACAUAAGUAUUCAGACCCUUAACUCAGUACUAAGUUGAAGCACCUUUGGCAGCAAUUACAGCCUCAAGUCUUUUUGGGUAUGAUGCGACAAGCUUUGCACACAUGGAUUUGGGGAUUUUCUGCCAUUCUUCUCUGCAGAUCCUCUCAAGCUCUGUCAGGUUGGAUGGGGACCGUCGGUGGACAGCCAUUUUCAGAUCUCUCCAGAGAUGUUCGAUUGGGUUCAAGUCCGGGCUCUGACUGGGCCACUCAAGGACAUUCACAGAGUUGUCCCCAAGCCACCCUUGUGUUGUUUUGGCUGUGUGCUUAGGUUCAUUGUCCUGUUGGAAGGUGAACCUUCAGCCCAGUCUGAGGUCCUGAAUGCUCUGGACCAGGAUUGCAUUAAGGAUAUCUCUGUAUUUUGCUGCGUUCAGCUUUUCUUCAACCAUGACCAGUCCCCCAGUCCCUGUUGCUGAAAAACACCCCCACAGCAUGAUGCUACCACCACCGUGCUUCACCGUUGGAAUGGUAUUGCGCAGGUGAUGAGCGGUGCCUGGUUUGCUCCAGACAUUACGCUUGGAAUUUAGACCAAACAGUUCAAUCUUCAUUUCAUCAGACCAGAGAACCUUGUUUCUCACAGUCUGAGAGUCCUUUAGGUGCUUUUUUGCUAAUUCCAAGCGGGCUUUCAUGUGUCUUGCACUGAGGAGAAUCUUCUGUCUGGCCACUCUGCCAUAAAGCCCAGAUCAGUGGAGUGUUGCAGUGAUGGUUAUCCUUCUGCAAGUUUCUCCCAUCUCCAUAAAUGAUCUCUGGAGCUCAACCAGAGUGGUUCUUGGUCAACUCUUUUACCAAAGCCCUUCUACCCCGAUUGCUCAGUUUGGCCGGUUGUUCCAUACUUCUUCCGUUUAAGAAUUAUGGAGGCCACUGUGCUCUUGGGAACCUUCAAUGCAGCUGAAAUUUUUUUGUAGCCUUCCCCAGAUUUGCGCCUCGACACAAUCUUGUCUCUGAGCUCUGCAUGCAGUUCCUUUGACCUCAUGGCUUGGUAUUUGCUCUGAUAUGCAUUUUCAGCUGUAAGACCUUAUAUAGACAGGCGUGUGCCUUUCCAAAUCAUGUCCAAUCAAUUGAAUUUGCCACAGGUGGACUCCAGUCAAUGUAGAAACAACUUAAAGAUGAUCUAGAGAAAUGGGAGGCACCUGAGCUAAAUUUCAAGUGUCAUAGCAAAAGGUCUGAAUAGUUAUGUCAGUGUGACAUUUCAGUUUUUUCUUUUUAAUUCACGAGUUCGUUUGCCCAUGUAAUCUUUAAUCUUUUAAGGUUAAACUUAUUUGGCUUGCUGUCCACGGUGGUGGGGCUCGAGGAAGCAGCUUCAACUCGAGCUCUAAAUUUAUCAUCUCCUUAAAACUUCAAUGUAAACGGCCACUGUUAUGAUUGGCUAACAUCGUGCAGCCCCUCAAAUACAGCCAUAUAUAUUUGAAACUCAGUCGGAAGAGAAUGAACAAGCUCCACAACAAUAAAAAACUAAAUUUCAGGGUUUACACAUAUCGCACAUCCAACACAUUGUAUUUGAAAUGUAUCAGACUGUUCACUUAAGCACAGCAGCACCAUAAACUAUAAAUAUUAUACGGUCCAAUAGUGUUUUUAACUGCCCCAUCUUUCAAUAUCAGUUCCAUUGCAAAGCUUGAAUCAUAUUGUGACUGGUUCACAAGCAAUCCAUAUUGAUAUGAGCCGAAAACAGAUAUAAUACAUGCUGAAAUGAGUCGAAAAAACAUACAGUCCACCCUGAAAAACACAUUAUACAAUCCACGAUGAAACAUGACCCGCACAUAUACUGUAUCAUCCUGCACUGAUGCGAUCAGGAACAUUGUUAAGCUUCAGUCACUAUUUCCUGAUAUUGGGAUGCUUCAACAGAGGCCAAAGCAGAGAAGCUGGUCUUCACAGGCACAACAUCUUCCAUCCUCUGUCUACUCUGGAUGAGAGGCGGUUCUCCCCGCCAGCAGCAACAUUGGAAUGGAGCAGCUCUUAAAACGCAGCACACAUUGCCGAAAACUCAUCAGAACGGUCCAAUGUGUUCACCUAGUGCAUGUUUACAUAGACCAGCGAUUAAAAAUAGCGCAGAUGGUUGCAAAAAUGUGUCCAUGACGCAUUUAUACUCAAAACAGCAAGAUGCAGAAUGGGAGUCUCCUUUUAAGAGUUAUAACUUGGCAUUGCGUCUUUUAAAAGCGGCGCGAGAUGCAUGAUAACGGUUGAAGCAGUUCAUCUGUUGCAUGUUUAUGUAGAUAAACAUUUAAAAAUAGUCCAGAUGGGCACAAGGUGUCCUGUGUAAGUUCCCUUUAGUGUACAGGAAUAUUAGACACAUCUGUCUUGUUCUACCAAUUCACCUUUCUGACUGAGCGCCAGUGUGCGGGCCAAGGAUGCGAUGAUGUUAAAGUAGGUGUUGAUGUCUUGCUGUAGAGGCAGUCAUGUGAUGAUGUAUUCAUCUGUGUGACUUCACGGUAGGGAAAAUCUUUGCAGCUUGGUUUAAAUAAAUGCUCUUUUUGUAUUAAGGAAGAAGUUUUGAGUUCUGAAGCUUGCAGUAUGUUUUUAUAGUACAAUGAACUCAUGUCAAAAGAUCAAGGAAAAUUGUAUUCCUUAUGUCAUGACCACUUUAAAUUAUGUAUCUGCCAUUGUUCUCCCAAAAUCUGACAUACAAAAGUUGCACUCAGUAAAAUUUGGAUGUAUGCUGCGCCAACACCUAGCAGCGUAGAUACUGCAUCACGCAAAGCAGAUGUUCUUAGUUAUUGAUGUCAUUGUAAAAAUGAACUAUGUGCAGUCAACCAUGAUUAACUUAUUCCACAAAUGAAAACAUCCAAUUACAAGGGAUUAUUGAGAUAAAGUAAUCGUACCCAAUGAACCCAGCCCGUACCCAACCCAACUGAUACUUUGAAACUUUAAAUGUUCUUUUUCACAGUAAGUGAAUGGAAAAGGUAAAUCUGGCGUUUAGGAAGAGCCUUUUUCAUUUACUUCCUCUACUUCCACUACUUUUUUCUCUCUCUGUCCAUCUGGAGGCUGUGGUCUAUGCUUAUGCUCUAUUUCAGCACUGCCCUCGUGAACUGUCUGGGAUCUGUUUGUAGACAGCUGCCUGAGACAUUCAUUGAAAAACUAAUUUCAAAGAAAGGCACAAUAAAACUAUCAAUAAACAACACUGCUAGAAAACAACAACAGUGUGCAGCCACAUCAUUGUUUCAUAAAGCUGUAAGGAAUAUAUGUACAGUAUAUUUAAAGUUAAAAAGAAAGAUUGCUAGGCAGAAAAUGAGGACUGUUCUUUUCUAAAAUGACUCUCCCAGUGCUUAAGUGACUGUAACUCAUGCAGGAGGUGGACUAAGAUUUUUGGAGGAACUUGCAUGUGUGUGUGGGAGGAAAGAUUAGUAGAACUUUCAGUGAGUUGUGGAACGUGAACAGUGUGAGGUGUCAUGAAUGAGGGUUCCGGGGGUAAGCCUACUCACGUGUGUGUGUGCGCGUACACGCGAGGCAGACUAAGACGGGCGUUGUGUCAACAUUGUGGAAUGUAAGAGAAUGUAUUUGGCUGCAAGUUCUUUCCCUGUGAGGGACUAGAGCUGAGCUCAUAUCCUGACAAAUCGGAACCAGAGCUGUCCUGAACGGAGUUCUGCCUGUCAUUCACAGUAAAGUAUGUUAGUGGAUGAUUUAUCAAUUAUAUAAAUUUAAAAAAGAAUAAAUUUUAAAACACCAUAAUUGGUUUGAAAGAACCUUAAUGUGUAUUUAUGUGCAAUCAUACAGUGGCCCCCAAUAUUAUUUUGACACUUAUGCCACGCAUAAAAAUAUAUGUCGGUCAUUGCAUUAGAUAACAGCAUAUCAAACCACGCAGCGUUUAUUUCAAAGAAAGUUAGCACAAACCCUUUUCAAGCACAACAUUUCACAAAAAGAACUUUGUUAGGUUUUAAAUGAUAAAAUAAUAUAUACUGCUCAAAAAUUAACUCACAAGGACAUGUCCAAAGUUGGAAAUGUGAUGAACCUCUUUACACCUGUGGUUACUCUGCUAGGACAACUGUAUGAACUUGAGGGUAAUUGACUUUAUACAUCCACUAAACAUUGCUUUGGGACCAGUUGGUUCAAAGUAAAGCAAAGCUUUGAAAUUUGUAUUCUUUAUAUUGAGAUAAGAGGUCAGUCUGUGACAUUUAAAGGAAUAUUCCGGGUUCAAUAUAAGUUCAGCUCAGUCGACAGUAUUUAUGGCAUAAUGUCAAUUACCACAAAAAAUAAUUUUGACUCAUCCCUCCUUUUCAUUAAAAAUGCAUAAAUCAAGGUUACAGUGAGUCACUUACAAUUGAAGUGAAUGUGUCCAGUCUUUGGAGGGUUUAAAGGUGGAAAUGUUAUAAAACUACUUAAAAUAAUUAUUUUUGCAUUAUUUGAGCUAUAAAGUUGUUAAAUUGUAAUUUUUACAGUCAUUUUAGGAUUUUAGUGUUUGUUAACAUUACGUCAUCAUGGUUACAAAGUUGUAAAAUUGGCUAUAACUUUACACAGAAAAGGUUAGUAAGUGAUUUUAUCACACUAAAAUCAUGUUAACAUACAUAUUGAUUAUGUCUUGUGGAUAUACUUUUGAAAGUUAUUAUUUUUACAUUUACGGACUGGCUUAUGUAAUCCAGAUUUGUGCUUUUUUUUUUAAAGAAAAGGAGGGGUGGGUCAAAGUAAAUGUUUGUGGUAAUUAAUAUUAUGCCAGAAAUGCUGUCAAUUGAGCUUAAAUUAUAUUGAACCCAGAAUAUUCCUUUAAAUCCUCUAUUGGUCAUUCAUCUUUUCGCUAUACGGAUUCUCAGGUUAAUCAAAUUUUAAUUUUGGUAUGUAGCAAAAACACAAAACUUCUAAACAUAUGCUUGUGUUUCUGCUCUCCUACAUUUGCAUGAAUAUGAAUAGAAGUGAAUGGACUACAAAUUGAAAAAGAAGUGAAGAUAUUUCUGAGGAAAGGGCUAGCAUCAUUUGCUUGCAGCUGCCACUUGGUUUGAUAUUUUGUUUUCAAAUGUGUUCACAUUCAUACAUUUACCAAGUGUCCAAAUACUUUUUGGAGGCUACUUCUGCUUUUCUUACCUCUUUCUUUGUCUUUAUCUCUCUUCUUUGUAUG